GUGAUGACGCAAGGGCGUGCGCUCGGUGGCUCACAGAGGAAGAUGGCGCCUGCUCCUUUGGAGGAGAGGGAUUGAGAGAGGCGGAGGGAGGAGGCCAGACGGGAGAGACGUCUCCGACAGUGAAGACGAACGCUUCGCUCCCCAUUCAUUAGGAGCUCUGCUCGGCGCCGAAGGAAAAUAGAAGCAGAGGGAAUACUUCCUAAUUCAUUCCAUGAUGCCAGCAUUACCCUAAUAUCAAAACCAGACUAAGAAUUACAGGAGGAAAACUACAGAUCAGUAUCUCUUAUGAACAUAAACACAGAAAUCCUCAACAAAAUAUUAGCAAAUUGAAUCCAGCAAUGAAUAAAAAGAAUUAUACACAUCAUGACAAACUGGCAUUUAUUCCAGUGUCCUAGAACGAAAGCGUCACCAUGGCUACAGAAAUCGGUUCUCCUCCUCGUUUUUUCCAUAUGCCAAGGUUCCAGCACCAGGCGCCUCGACAACUGUUUUAUAAGCGACCUGAUUUUGCACAACAGCAAGCAAUGCAACAACUUACCUUUGAUGGAAAACGAAUGAGAAAAGCAGUAAACCGAAAAACCAUAGACUAUAAUCCAUCUGUAAUUAAGUAUUUGGAGAAUAGAAUAUGGCAAAGAGACCAGAGAGAUAUGCGAGCAAUUCAGCCUGAUGCAGGUUACUAUAAUGAUCUGGUCCCACCUAUAGGGAUGUUGAAUAAUCCUAUGAAUGCAGUAACAACGAAAUUUGUUCGAACAUCAACAAAUAAAGUCAAAUGUCCAGUAUUUGUUGUUAGGUGGACUCCAGAAGGAAGACGGUUGGUUACUGGAGCUUCUAGUGGAGAGUUCACCUUGUGGAAUGGACUCACUUUCAAUUUUGAAACAAUAUUACAGGCUCACGAUAGUCCAGUGAGGGCCAUGACUUGGUCACAUAAUGACAUGUGGAUGUUGACAGCAGACCACGGAGGAUAUGUGAAAUAUUGGCAGUCGAACAUGAACAACGUCAAGAUGUUCCAGGCACAUAAGGAGGCGAUUAGAGAGGCCAGUUUCUCACCCACGGAUAAUAAAUUUGCUACAUGCUCUGAUGACGGCACUGUUAGAAUCUGGGACUUUCUUCGUUGCCAUGAGGAAAGAAUUCUCCGAGGGCAUGGUGCUGAUGUGAAAUGUGUAGACUGGCAUCCAACAAAAGGGUUAGUUGUUUCAGGAAGUAAAGAUAGUCAACAGCCGAUCAAGUUCUGGGAUCCCAAGACUGGGCAGAGUCUUGCAACACUUCAUGCCCAUAAAAACACAGUAAUGGAAGUGAAAUUAAAUCUCAAUGGCAAUUGGCUACUCACAGCAUCACGUGACCAUCUUUGUAAACUUUUCGAUAUACGAAACCUGAAAGAAGAGCUUCAAGUCUUCCGAGGUCAUAAGAAAGAGGCCACAGCUGUGGCCUGGCAUCCUGUUCAUGAAGGACUUUUUGCCAGUGGGGGUUCUGAUGGCUCUUUGUUAUUCUGGCAUGUUGGGGUAGAGAAGGAGGUGGGUGGAAUGGAGAUGGCCCAUGAAGGAAUGAUCUGGAGUCUGGCUUGGCAUCCUCUUGGACAUAUUCUCUGCUCAGGCUCAAAUGACCACACUAGCAAAUUCUGGACCCGAAACCGACCAGGUGAUAAAAUGCGAGAUCGAUAUAAUCUAAACCUGUUACCUGGAAUGUCUGAAGAUGGAGUAGAAUAUGAUGACCUUGAACCUAAUAGCCUUGCAGUAAUUCCAGGGAUGGGAAUACCGGAACAACUAAAAUUAGCUAUGGAACAAGAGCAGAUGGGGAAAGAUGAAUCAAAUGAAAUUGAAAUGACAAUUCCAGGUUUAGAUUGGGGAAUGGAGGAGGUGAUGCAAAAGGAUCAGAAAAAAGUACCUCAGAAGAAAGUUCCUUAUGCAAAACCUAUUCCUGCUCAGUUCCAGCAGGCUUGGAUGCAAAAUAAAGUUCCAAUUCCUGCCCCAAAUGAGGUGCUGAAUGACAGAAAAGAGGAUAUUAAAUUGGAAGAGAAGAAAAAAACACAAGCAGAAAUUGAACAAGAAAUGGCUACAUUACAGUAUACUAACCCACAGCUUCUGGAGCAACUUAAAAUUGAAAGACUUGCACAGAAACAGGCUGAGCAAAUUCAGCCUCCUCCUUCAUCUGGCACCCCUCUCCUCGGACCCCAGCCCUUUCCAGGACAAGGUCCAAUGUCUCAGAUUCCUCAAGGUUUUCAACAGCCCCAUCCAUCUCAGCAGAUGCCAAUGAACAUGGCUCAAAUGGGGCCUCCAGGUCCACAGGGACAGUUUAGACCCCCUGGACCCCAGGGUCAAAUGGGACCACAAGGUCCUCCACUGCAUCAGGGAGGUGGGGGGCCACAAGGAUUCAUGGGACCACAAGGGCCCCAGGGCCCACCCCAGGGGUUGCCGAGGCCUCAGGACUUGCAUGGGCCCCAAGGAUUGCAAAGGCAUCCUGGACCUCAUGGCCCUUUGGGACCUCAAGGACCACCAGGACCACAGGGUAAUUCUGGUCCUCAAGGUCAUAUGGGUCCUCAGGGUCCACCUGGCCCACAAGGUCACAUAGGCCCCCAAGGCCCACCUGGUCCCCAGGGUCACAUGGGCCCUCAGGGGCCUCCUGGUACUCAAGGUAUGCAGGGACCACCUGGUCCCAGAGGAAUGCAAGGACCUCCUCAUCCUCAUGGGAUACAAGGCGGGCCAGGGUCUCAAGGGAUCCAAGGUCCUGUGUCUCAGGGACCUCUGAUGGGAUUGAAUCCAAGAGGAAUGCAGGGUCCUCCAGGCCCCCGAGAGAAUCAGGGUCCUGCUCCCCAAGGGAUGAUGAUGGGCCACCCGCCUCAAGAGAUGAGAGGACCUCACCCUCCAAGUGGACUACUGGGACACGGCCCUCAGGAAAUGAGAGGCAUGCAGGGGCCUCCACCCCAAGGAUCAAUGCUGGGCCCUCCCCAGGAAUUGCGAGGGCCUCCAGGCUCACAAGGUCAGCAGGGGCCGCCCCAGGGCUCUUUGGGACCUCCACCCCAGGGUGGCAUGCAAGGGCCCCCUGGACCUCAGGGACAGCAGAACCCGGCAAGAGGGCCACAUCCAUCUCAAGGGCCAAUAUCAUUCCAGCAGCAGAAAACAGCUCUGCUAGGUGAUGGGCCCCGGGCCCCCUUCAAUCAGGAAGGACAGAACGCAGGCCCCCCACCCCUGAUACCAGGCCUAGGGCAGCAGGGAGCACAAGGUCGCAUCCCCCCUCUUAACCCUGGACAAGGACCUGGCCCUAACAAAGGUGACUCACGUGGCCCUCCAAACCAUCACAUGGGCCCAAUGUCCGAGAGGCGGCAUGAGCAGAGCAGUGGCCCUGAGCAUGGUCCAGAGAGGGGCCCUUUCCGGGGUGGCCAGGACUGCAGGGGUCCCCCUGAUAGGCGCGGCCCUCACCCCGACUUCCCUGACGACUUCAGCAGACCAGAUGACUUCCACCCUGACAAGCGCUUUGGCCACCGAUUGCGUGAAUUUGAGGGGCGAGGAGGACCUUUACCACAAGAAGAGAAGUGGAGGCGUGGGGGCCCUGGGCCUCCGUUUCCUCCUGAUCACAGGGAAUUCAGCGAGGGGGAUGGCCGGGGAGCAGCCCGGGGCCCUCCAGGGGCAUGGGAAGGCCGCAGACCUGGUGAUGAACGAUUCUCCCGGGAUCCUGAGGACCCACGUUUCCGAGGGCGCAGAGAAGAAAGCUUCAGAAGAGGAGCACCCCCGAGACAUGAGGGCCGUGCUCCCCCCAGAGGAAGGGAUGGUUUUCCUGGUCCUGAAGACUUUGGUCCAGAGGAGAAUUUUGAUGCUUCUGAUGAAGCAGCUCGAGGAAGAGAUCUCAGAGGUCGAGGUCGGGGUACGCCACGAGGAGGAAGGAAGGGUUUACUUCCCACUCCUGAUGAGUUCCCUCGCUUUGAAGGAGGACGGAAACCAGACUCCUGGGACGGAAAUAGAGAGCCAGGGCCGGGCCACGAACAUUUCCGUGACGCUCCCCGCCCUGAUCAUCCCCCUCACGAUGGUCAUUCCCCAGCUAGCAGAGAACGUUCCUCUUCUCUCCAAGGCAUGGACAUGGCAUCCCUGCCACCCCGAAAGCGCCCCUGGCAUGAUGGGCCAGGGACCUCUGAGCACAGAGAAAUGGAAGCCCCAGGGGGGCCUUCUGAGGAUCGAGGGGGCAAAGGCCGAGGGGGCCCAGGACCUUCCCAGAGAGUGCCAAAAUCUGGGCGUUCCAGCUCCUUGGAUGGAGAUCACCAUGACGGAUACCACAGAGAUGAACCUUUUGGGGGCCCUCCAGGCAGUGGUACACCUUCUAGAGGGGGCCGCAGUGGCAGUAACUGGGGUAGAGGGAGUAACAUGAACUCUGGGCCGCCACGGCGAGGAGCUUCAAGGGGUGGUGGAAGGGGUCGGUAGAAGUUGGGGCUGAGUACCCCUAGGCUUCUCUGGACAGUAUUUAAGAACUUCUUGUGGACUUACCAAGAGAAACAAAAGGAAGCCUUGCACCAUGUAGCCAUGAACUCUUUUCUGGGGCAGCUGAAUCCCAGGAGCCCCUAAGGAGGUCUUCAAGACGAAGAGACUGCUGCUGGCUACCCAGAGUAGCUGGCCUCGUUUUGUUCUGUCCACCCUCACUGCCCUAACUUCCCACAUUGUUUUGUGAAGAUAAAAGCUGGAAUUUUCUUUUUUUAAGUGUCAAAAGACACGGAGCACCUCCACAAAUUUCAGUUCAUGUCCAAUUGGAAAUUUGUUUCUAUAUGUACAGUUUGUCAGAGAAAAGACAUUAAGUUGUUUUUGUAUGAAUACAGAAUGUGAUUUACGCAAGAAUUAACAGAAAA
This is a messenger RNA of Equus caballus (horse), 4822 nucleotides long. RefSeq names its product WD repeat domain 33 (gene WDR33). Gene Ontology annotation, molecular function: protein binding. Gene Ontology annotation, cellular component: mRNA cleavage and polyadenylation specificity factor complex. Lineage: Eukaryota; Metazoa; Chordata; Mammalia; Perissodactyla; Equidae. The record is from RefSeq and is a predicted model, not a curated record.